UUUAGGUCAGUGGAUCAUUUCCUCCUUUUCCAGUUAUAGAGAUUUGCUUUCACCGAAGGGAGGACGAGGAAAAGUACAAUCCGAUCUCAGUGGAAUACAACUGGGGGACAACCUCCCUGACCUAUUUAAUGUUUAUUUAUCCUACAUACUAAGAGUCAGAUUUACUCGAUUACUUGACAUGAAGAGUGACAGAACUGCACUGAUUAUAUAAUCGGUUCUUUCUUAAAAGCGCCGCUGUCGUUUGGCAAUUUCUGUAUUGCUCGGGAUCUCACUGUUUCCGUUGCCCAGGUUUAGUUCUGUGCCUUGAGAUGCGUUUGCAACAUGAGAUUCAACGAGAAGAGACCGGGUAGGAGAGCCGGCUCGGUGGUGAUCCGGAGCCGCCCCGGGGUGUUUGGCGACCGAGCGCCAAGCGCUUCGCCCGACAGCAGCAGCGAGCCGACCCGGUGGACGCACACGGCAGGUGUCGGCAACUGCCGGAGGGACUAUUUUGUAGAAGAGCUAAUGGAUGAAGAUGACAAAGACAAGACAAAGAGGGCUUCACGUAACAAAUCUGAGAAAAAGAGACGUGAUCAGUUCAAUGUCCUCAUUAAAGAACUCAGUGUCAUGCUUCCAGGCAGUGUCCGUAAACUGGAUAAAUCUUCAGUGCUCCAGAAAACAAUUAGCUUUUUACAAAAACACAACGAGACUUCAGUGCAGACAGAAACAAGUAUUAUCCAACAUAACUGGAAGCCUUCUUUUCUGAGCAAUGAGGAAUUCACACAACUGAUGCUAGAGGCUUUAGAUGGAUUCUUCGUAGCUCUAACAACAGAUGGAAAUAUAAUUUAUGUUUCUGAUAGCAUCACACCUCUACUUGGGCACUUACCUUCUGAUGUUAUCGAUCAGAAUUUAUUAAACUUCCUCCCAGAGCAGGAGCACAGAGAAAUAUAUAAAUUGUUGUCUUCUCAUACUUUGGCAACAGACACUAUUUUGCCAGACUACUUAAACACUGAGAACUACUUUGAGUUUUCUUGUCAUCUUCUACGAGGGACAUUAGACCCAAAGGAACCUGCAACCUAUGAAUAUUUAAGAUUUGUGGGAAACUUUCAGUCGUAUGACAACGGGCCCAGCUCCUCUUGUAAGGGUUUUGAUGGUGGUGUACAAAGAACAUUUCAACCAACGCCUGCUAUACAAAUGUGUUUUGUAGCAACUGUUCGUUUAGCAACACCUCAGUUCAUAAAGGAGAUGUGCAUUAUUGAAGAACCUUCAGAAGAAUUUUCUUCUCGGCAUAGCUUAGAGUGGAAAUUUUUAUUUCUAGACCACAGGGCUGCACACAUCAUAGGUUAUUUGCCAUUUGAAGUCCUGGGUACUUCAGGUUACGAUUACUACCAUGCAGAUGACCUGGAACAGUUAGCAAGGUGCCAUCAACAACUGAUGCAGUAUGGUAAAGGAAAAUCUUGCUGCUAUCGAUUCCUAACGAAAGGACAACAGUGGAUUUGGCUCCAAACUCACUACUACAUCACAUAUCAUCAGUGGAACUCCAAACCAGAGUUCAUUGUAUGCAAACACACACUUGUGAGUUAUGCUGAGGUUCGAGCACAGCGCCGACAAGAUAUCAGUAUUUACGAUACCUCUGCCGAGGUUGAUGCAUCUGCAACACUAAAGGCACCUGACUCAAGGCCUGACCCGCAGCAAAGCCUUAAAGCAUUUGAAGUGCUCACUGGCAGCCGAUCGCCUUCUUCUUCAUCUCAGACCUCACGCAAAUCAUCUCGUACCUCGAUGUCAGAAUCUGCAUCAACACAGAGCAAAGGGCUGUCAGAGCCUAGUGCAAUGUCUGCACUCCUGCAGACGCCACCAGCAGUGCAACACGAUCCAGGAAUACUGCAACACUCCACCGUCACUGACCAGCCAAUAUUGCCCCAGGCGCCAGCAGUCUCUCAGCCUUCAUCAAUGACACAGUUCUCAGCACAGUUUGAUGUGAUUCGAUCGCUCAAGGGCCAGUUAGAGCAACGGACUCGUAUUCUCCAAGCAAACAUCACAUGGCAACAAGAAGAACUCCAAAAAAUUCAGGAACAGCUGUGCAUGGUGGAUAGCUCAAGUUUACAGUUAUUCCUACAACAGCCAGUUUCAAUCAAUGUUGGUUCAUUGCAACACCAAGAGUCACAACAGCAAAAACAGCAACAAAUGGACGUUAUGGUGCAAGACCAGGAUCCUCAUGAUAAACAGAUACAGGAUGUUAAAAGCAUGCUUGGUGGACAGAUCAUACACACUCCCCUCUCCAACCAGUCAUCUGGUAACCUGGCAUUACACUUGAGCAGCCCCAUGAUGAUCUCUCAGACUCCCACAAUGACGCUCCAGAGAGAUGGCACUGUUGGUCAAUUAAGUCCCAACUUCAAUCAAGAUGGGCAUUUAAGAAUGCUACUGAGUCAACCUAUUCAACCAAUGAUGCCCAUUACCUGCCACACAAGACAACCCAUGGAGUUCAAUACCACAGGACAACAAGCUAAGUACUCACAAAAUUGUGAACAGGAGGUUCCACAAAAUUUGUCAACACAGCCAGUGAGAAAUAGUGUGCCAAUAGUCUCCAAUACUGUGCUUAUGGGUCAAAUAAUAACAGCUCCAGGAUUUUCUAUACCACAUUCAUCCCUCUCUCAGCAAACUAUGCAACUUCAACAACAGCAGCCGCAACACUACUUACAGACACAAACAUCUGGCUCCCUGCAAGGUGAACAAUCAGAACUGCUCUUACUCCCUUCCUAUUCACAGCAACAGGAUAUUAUGGGAUACCAUUCACAACCUCAGCAAAGACACCAGGUUCAGCACCUCUCUGAGUCAUCAAACGUAUAACUCACCUACCAAUCUAUCAAUGAUGAAAGAUAUACUUCAAACCCUGAAUAAACACAAUGUUUAUUCUUUUGGUUUAACGAAUCAGCAGCUAAUGUGCUGAAUUGUCAUUGUUUUUGUGGUAAGGAAAGGUCCACCAUGGAUUUUAAGGCAACUGGUGGUCCAGCACCUCUUUUAAUCCAUACAAAAUUACAAAAGCGCACUUGAAACCCCCCCUUCCAGAAAUCCUCCCAAAAAUGUGGCAUGUAGGCCAGUUGAGGUGGCCAAUCUCAACCUCAUUAGGACUUCCGCGCCGAUUGGCGGGUUGAAUUUUCCCCCUGCAGCAGGGGCUCUGGAAGUCCAGCCUGACCAAAGGUGGCAGAUCCGUUCCCUUAGCAGACUUCCGUGACCGAUUUUGAAGGCCAGUAUCUCGGCACCUCAGCAGCCUAGGCAGACUGUUCCAGUACCAUUGGACUCCUCUUGGAGGCUGUGACCUCUGUUGGUCUGGCAAAAUGGAUAAUCCAGAAAGGCUCUGGAACCAAGGAGGCCGGAAAAUCGGUGGUGGAUUUGUAAUUAUAAAAUAUGUUAAAAUAUAAAGUUUCAAAACGGAUCAUAAGAACAUACUUUUUAACUACAUUUCUAUUCCUUGAAAGUGGAAUUAGAAUGACACAUUUGAAAGGUUCUUUCAGUUUUUAAUUAUGGGUCACAAUGAUAUGUUUGAUUGAUAUUAUUCAGUUUUGUUUUGAUCAUUUGAAUACAAAGUGAUUGCGUCCACUGCAUCUAAUGUAUUAAAACACAAGUGGCAUUUUGAAUUUGUAGAAAUGAUUAUUGAGUUUGUUCCUCGGCUCACACGCAUGGUCCAAGCAUAAAUAGUACAGUGGUUACAUUUUCUACAUAUUGAUGGUAAUUUUAUAACUGCAGUUGGAAAAUACUUUGCUUCUCAUCAGCACAUUUCAGAAAUCCAGGUCUCAUCACUUGAUUAUUCAACAAUGGGCAAUGUGUACCAGCAUUUCCAAUAUACAAUCUUAUUGGAAUUUUGCAAUCAAAAUUGCAAUAGCAGGAAUUUGCUGCAGAUAUAGUUAGCUAGCCAGUAAUUCCCCAUGCCUUUUCUAAAUUUUGUUAAUGCAUUGCAAAUUUUAGUACGGGAGAAUUCAAGCCUUGUGAGAAAAAUAUACCCUGUGCACAAGCUUAGCUUUUAUGUUUGCAAUGUAACCCUGUUUGUGUUAUGUAUUGAACAUAUCUUUUACAAUUUCCUGUGGUAAAUAACAAAGUUAGUACAUUUAAGGAACAUACUUUGGCCAAAUUCUUUCAGCCCUGUGGGAUGUUUUCAUUUUGUUAAUGUAACAACUAAUAAUUAAAAAGCAUCAAUUCUACAACACUGGACAUUAAAAAAAAACUUUGUGCUGUAUGAUUUUCAGAAACAUACACUUUUUCUGAUUUGUAUGUUUUGUUAAUGCUGUAUUUGUUAAAUAAAAUUCUCUAAGUAAAAUGUGAGAAAGGAAUUGUCUGCAGAAAGAUAAUGUAAUAUAUGUUAUUUCUGUAUAAAUGAUUCUUUGAAAGUGGAUUUUAGUCUAAUUUUGUAUAAAAUGCAUAAAAUCA
Leucoraja erinaceus (little skate) is the source of this 4398-nucleotide messenger RNA. RefSeq names its product neuronal PAS domain-containing protein 2-like. The record is from RefSeq and is a predicted model, not a curated record. Lineage: Eukaryota; Metazoa; Chordata; Chondrichthyes; Rajiformes; Rajidae. Gene Ontology annotation, molecular function: protein dimerization activity; RNA polymerase II cis-regulatory region sequence-specific DNA binding; DNA-binding transcription factor activity, RNA polymerase II-specific. The transcript has 21 exons. Bases 322 to 2823 code for a protein of 833 amino acids. Gene Ontology annotation, biological process: circadian regulation of gene expression; regulation of transcription by RNA polymerase II. Gene Ontology annotation, cellular component: CLOCK-BMAL transcription complex; nucleus; cytoplasm.